CAGAGGAUCGCCGUGAUCCACCUCCUCUGCUCUCCUGGGCGCCUGAUACUCGCCGAGGCCUCACUACCUGCUCGAGAUGCGCGCGGGCCGAUGGCCGCACGCCACGGCAGCAGCGGUGGUGCUCCUGGCCGCGACGAUCUCCAUGGCGCGGGCGGACUCGUUCCAAGGAGGAUGGGUGCCGCUGACGGCGCCAUGCCCCACCUGCAGGAACUCGAGGGACGUGGACCGCGAUGCGCCCAGGCCCCGGGCGACAGAUGCCGCGCAGUUCCAUCACCCACCGCCGCCUCUUCCCUCGGCGCCAGUGGCCACCUUCGUCAACCAGCAGGUGCAGCAACACUUCCUGCAGCAGCGACCGGACAUCCAGCAACUCAUCGGCCCGCCGGCGAGCCAGCAGUCGCCCGCCCUGCUGCCGCCCUCCGCGCAGGGGUUCUUCCCGGCCUCCGGCUUGAGCCUCGCCGGGCUGCUGCGGCUACAGCAGCAGUAUCUGCCGCUGCAGCAGCAGCAGCAACAGCAGCCGCUCCUCCCGCUGCCCUUGGGGACGCCUCCGCUGGAGCCGGCGCCUCCCGAGGAGCAGCAGUCGACGACGCAGGCUCCGCGCAACGUCACGGACGGAGAGGAAGUGCAGCUGCUGUACGUGCCGGUGGAGACUCUCAGGCAACGGGGUCAGCUACAGGCCGAGCAGAGAGAGAGGCUCCACCAGGAGAAGAGGGAGCAGCAGGAGUCGCCCGCACCCCAACAGCAGAGCACACGAGGACAGCAGAGCACACGAGGACAUCAGAGCCAGCCGGCGACACAAAGACCCGCUCCAAACACACCACCUCUCUCCGUGUUCAUGGACAGUGAGGGAAGAGCGGUCAAGAUCUCGGAUGUGGUGCGAAUUUUGAAAACGGCCAAGAUGGUCGAUGUGCUGGAUACUGUGGGGCCCGACUCGCCACAGAUAUUCGUGGGGCCGUCGAACCUUGAGACACCGGAGGGUUACACGAAGUUCGAGCUUCCGUAUCUGUCGUCUAUCGAUUCUAACAGAGUGGAGAGGCGGGUCGACAAAUUGCCUUUUUUCGUAGCUCCACUCAGCUUUAAGCCACCGGCAGGGUACUCGAAGAUACCAUUCCCACCUCCUCAUGUUGGCUCUGUUGUUGUUACAAAUGAAGUAACAACCUCGCCUGAAAAAAAUGGUAUCCAAGAGAAGUCAACAGAACCUCCCAUUAAAAGUGCUAUAAGCAGACAGCCAAAUACAUACAGUCUUCCUCCUGACCUUCCACCGAUUAAUCCACAACUUCCUUCACUUGUAAAUUCUUUAGAAGAUCCAGCACGAGGUCAAAAUGUUCUUCUUGUGCCACAAGAUGAUCAGUUCAGCACACCGCCACCAACACAGCCAUCAACCAGGCCGACAUACAUAUUCAAACAAUCACAGAGAAACAACUUCAGAGGACAAGAACCCACUUCCAAACAAAAUAAAAGUCAAAUUCAGCAGUUAUCUUCAACCCAACCACCACGAGAAAUCCUGGUACAACCGCGACUACAAUACCAGUCACAAAUAAAUGUGGAACAAGAAGACGAAAGAUUAGUCCCAAGCAUUGCACCAACGAUAGCACAAUUUCAAUUUCCUACCCAGGAUGCACCACGACAACCAGAAGGCAAUUUGCGGCAGGGCCAAUAUUUGAUUAGUCAAUUUACUGCUCAGGAAAGUACAACUUCAGGUCAGCUCCCUGAAUCUUUGAAAACAGUAGGUCAAACUUCACAAACAGGCAGAAAAUUACAUAGAGGACGUUUCCAAAAUAAUCAGUUUAGUGGGAAGGAAAUAGCAAGCACAUCACCCCCUGCUAAUACACACAUUCCAGGUCAUAACAGCCAAAGCCAGCAGAUUUCUGAUCAUAUCCAAAGAAGUCAACUUCACCAAAUUCAAUACCCGACACAAGAAACUCAAAUCCCAAGCGAGACUCCCAGCAAACAAAACUAUGAUCAAAAUAAUCACAAUCAACAUAGCGUGAACCAACAGUACAACAGGUUCCAGCAAAACUCAUUUACUUCCCAACAGGGAAAUAUUGAGAGUGAUACACCUUCUUCACUUGGUCAAAAUGAGCAAUUACAGUCUACUACUUAUCAACCUCAAAGAGGCAGACAUAACCAAUUUGCUCAUGAGAACUCACAUAGUCAAACUGAAGCAUCAGUAACAUCAUAUAUUCAAAACCAAUCCGAAGAGGCAUAUUUGACAACAGAAAAUCACCAGAGAGGGCGACUUCACCAUAACCGACUAAUAGAACGCACAACGGAAAAAACACACACUACAGAGCCUAAUCCAAAACAAACAGUGACACCUGCUUCAUCAACUGCCACAUUUUCCUUGAAAGAAACAGUUCCAGUUUCACAAACUGGAGGUCAGCAGGUAACUGGUCAAACUAUUGAUUCAACUAAAUUUCAACAAUACUUAGAUUUGUUGAUAAGCGAUCCUCAGAGCAGUGGAUUGCCAUCACAGUCUCAAGAAGCAUUAUAUAAACUACGAGAGCUAAUAGCUCAAAAUCCAUUACUUUUGAGUCCACAACAUGGUAGCAUAAAGACUUUAGAACAAGGCAGUAACCAGCCAAAUCCUAGUGAUAAGCAAAUAUUAUACCAAAAAGAAACAAUAAAUGGGUUUUCUCAUAGCCGGACUGAGCAACCUACGUCACCCAAACAACAAAGUAUCUACACAACAACAAUUUCACCUACAUUCAGUUCUUUUAGGAGACAACCAAGCAGAGGGCGUCAACGUAUAACUACAUCUACACAUGCCCCAACCUUAGCAACUACUCCUAACUCACGUAGAUCUUAUCACAGAAACAGACGUCCUGUGCAAACACGCACACGAAAUCAAGAACUGACAACUAAAGCACCUACAACCACUACCACAAAGGCAUUUAUACCAAACCAAAGCUAUGACUCUCAGGCACCAAUCGAGAACUAUCCACCAGCAUAUUUUACCCAAAGCCAGCAGCAAAUACGAGCUCAGAAUUCUGGGUCAACCAGUACACUGGACAGCUAUGAGAAGUCACCAGAAAAUGAUGCACCAUUAAUACAAAAUUCACAGUAUGAGGAACAAACAGAAGUACCUUCAACAACUGCACAACCACUCAUAACUCAACAGAAUGCCUAUUAUCAGCCAGCCCGGCAAUCGCACACGCCAAAACUAAAAGAAGAUUUUGGUUCUACUACUGCUGCAAGUGCAUACAAAUCUUCGCAGGCAUAUGAAUCAUCAGAAAGAGGAACUUCGCAAAGAAACCAUCGAUUCCGUGGAAGACAAAGGGCACAACCAAAAGAUGAUGCUUUUGACAAUAACAAUCCUUCUGUCAGUGUGAGGACACAAUCAAAUCAAGAGUAUUCCAAUUCAGACACCCAACUUCAUCAUAUUCAACAAACAACAGAGAAAAAUUCUAUUUUGCAGCAGUUUACACAAUUACCGCAGUUAACUCCAAUCUUGUCAACCCAAGUUUCCCACACGCCAACAUCCUUGCCAAUUCAAGAGUUCCAACAAGUACCAACAAUACAGCAAGGUCAAAAUGUUAACGCAGGCUCCCAGUUACAGUUCCAGCAAAAACAGUAUGAUGAGGCAGGAUUCAAACAGCAAUCUUCACCUUUACAACCCAUAGCUGUACAAAUUUACCAAGAUACAGAAUCCCCGGUUGUGCUUGACCCUCAGAAAACAUUAACCACUUUCCAGCCAUCAGAAUUGAACCCAGUGACUUCAAAAUCUUUAGGCUAUGAUCCAUCAGCACAGACCACUGAAAACAUUCAAGCCAUACAACGAAAUUCACCCAGGUACACUAAUAUUCAGAGGACUAGACAGAGAACACAAUCUAAUGUAGUUUACCAAGAAUCAUUUGUGCAGAAUCAAGUGCAUCCUGAAAAUGCAAAUAGUGCUAAAAUUGAGGAUCAAAAUCAGAACUAUUUUGGAGAGCAGACUUUCAAUGAAGCAAACCAUCAAAUGACCACUACAUCAAGGACAACUACUGAAGAAGCAACAAGGUCUAUUCAUGCAAAACUGAGAGGACGAACUAGGACAAGACAGAGACCUCAAGUAAGUGAACUUACAACCCAAAAAGUUCAAUACUCAGGAAGUAAGAAACAAGAACCACACGAGGAAGAGGAGGCAUAUGGUUUCAUUCGAGCAACAGGAAAACCUGUUUACCUCGAGAAUAUCAGUGAAGAAUCAACUGAUCAAAUACCUAUACUGCAAAAAAUAAGAAAUAUAGCCUCACAAAAUAUUCAGAACUCUAGAUAUGAAGCAGGAGGAUAUUCUACAGAGGUAACUCUAAGUACUGAAACACCACCACAACAUAUCAUACGAGCUGGAUUAAGAAAGAAGGUACGUGGUUCAGCUAGACGACAAACCACAACAGCGACUCCAGGAACGACGACAACAGAAAAUAACCACAAAGUGUACACCGUCAGGCCUGUACGAAGACCUAACAUUAAAACCAAAUUAGUAAGUACAAAAGGUAGGAUACGUCGACCAACUCCUCCUACAACUACCCCUAGUACUGUGACAACAAUACCACCAACAUUACAGGCAGCAGCGCCUGACUGGGAACAGCGGCGACCUAGUGCUCAAAGACUUCCACAAGCUGGGUCCAACGAGGUUAUCACUCAGACAGUACGGAGCUCAUUGCAAAAAUAUAACGCAAAUCAGCCUCCUGAUCAGCAACCCUGGAAUCACUAUCAAACCGCAGCUGCCUCGCCCACAGCAAGUGACUUUCAAGUCAAUUUAGGAGAUGAUUUGAGCCAGCCAGAUCCAUCUCAGUGGACUCCUCCUCAAGAUGGCGGCUUUUUCAUCAACUUCAGACAAACACCAAAUGUUCCUUAUGACCAAAUCGGUGUGGGAAGCCAAAGGCAAUCGUCCUACAUCGAAGAACAGAAAGGAGCCGAGAGUCAAAGGUACAGCACUAUUUAUAUGCUUCCAUAUUCUUCUGAAGAAAUGAGAAAAUAUGCUGCACAGACUGAUGGCUCUCACACUACAACUGCUUUACCUUAUAUACAAGAUGACGAGACAAAAUAUCAUGAAGAAAAUGAGGAGAAAGAUUAUCUUACAACAGAAACCAACACUCAAUCAUCAGAAGAUGAAUCUAAAGAAGCAGAAAGCAAAAUUAAUGAUCUAAAGAAAAUGGCAGAAUCAUUCAGCACGACAGGAAAAAAGGUAUGUAUACACUUCAUAUGUUUUUAAGACAGUCUCUGGCAAAAUAAUAUUUUUUUUUCAACAAAAGAGUAGAACUUUUAAAUACACGAAUAUAACAAAAGUUAAAUACUGAACCAAGACAUCUAUUACUGACGUGAUUACAUUUGAAUUAUUGUCAACAGGACCAAUAAAUUGAAUCAUUUUAUAUUAAACUAUAAUAGUCAACAAAAAAUUAUUUAACCUUAGAAUGAUGUCAAAUAUCAGUUAUAAAAAUGUAAACUGUGGAUGUAAAUAAACACAUAACUUUUGCAAUGAAAAACCCUUAUGGUUUGGUUCACCACGCAAAACAUAAAAAAAUUAUUUGCUCAGUGCAUUGAAAAUGAGUAUGGGAUAACCACGUAUGUUCAACUUGUUUGGAAACUACUAUUUAACAUAAUUUAGGUACGACAUUUCAGCAACAAUAGUCAUGGCCAUCGAAAAGGAGGAGGGGGGGGGGGGGGGGGGGCAAACUCCGGGACCUGGACACCAGAGAAUUCUGUUACGUUUCAAUAGUUUUUAAAGCAUAAUAGCAGGACGAAAAUUAAAAGUCUGUAAACCUUAAGUUAUGCAAUGUUCACAUCAUGUUAAAGUCCUGGCUUCGGUAACUCUUAGUACAAGCAAAUCUGCUGGAAGAACGUUGUAACAGACUAUAAGGAGACACAAAAAUAUAUAUCUAUAAGAUAUUUUGUUUCAUCUUAGAUGAGGAGGAUGUUUGGUCAUGGACGAAAAUCUGUAGCAUUACCAGGGGGGCCCGUGAGAUAGCAUUUAUUUAUUAUCCCAUUUCACAGUUACAAUUUAGCAUGUGCACAAGCGAAUCCCCUGAAAUGAGGGCUUUUGUUUCAGGGAGAGGUAGGGGGGGGCUGGCCGCCCCAAGAACUAGUCCAUGGGCUUCGUCAUAACUUGGUGGCGAAAUAUUAAAACCUGAGAGGCAAUGAGAAAUCUACCGGCCACAACAGGUGGAUGUUGCGUUAAGGAAAUGUUAUUUCAAGAUAAUAAGUGGGACUGUUUCUGUUGCAGUCAGUAACUCAGAUUUCAUUUACUCUCCUUAAUUUGUCUACCGUGUCCAUUCAGUUUUAGCAUUUUACAGUGGGUCAGCACAAACAAACACUGGCGAAGCAUAAUCAAAUUGUAUGUGUGCGUGUGUAAUUUUUUUUCGAUCCAGUUGUCGCCAGGUGUGAGAUUCGCAUAUAGAAAUUUUUGUAUUUGACAAGUGAAUAUUUUAUUUAUCAGUAUAUUUAUCACGCUCAGCAUUAUUUUAAAGAAUUAUACAAUAUAUGUUGUGUCAGAGUUUCAUAUUAUAAGUUUAUUUGCAACAUGAACAACAUGAGAACACAUGAAUGUGCUCGUUACUGAGGUUACCUGUUUACACAUCAUUGGUAAAUACUGGAAGAAGCGUGCACAUUUUUUUUCUCUUUCAAUUAAUUUUAAUUCAGCUAUCAAGACUUAUUCAAAAUGAACCUAUUGGCAUGUUACAGGGUUAAAAUUAUCAUACAUAUUGAUUUAAACAGCCAUGCUUUCUUCAGCUCCUUUUGCUAUCUUCUUUACAGACAACCAGACACUAUUAAUGUAUGGCUCUUCCACUUUAGUUUUUAAGUACUUUUUUUCUUAAAGCAUACUAGUGCAAGUACAUUUAUUGAUAGAAACUCUAAAUAACAGGAGAAUAAAAGCCUUUAGAAAUCAGUGAAAAAAAAAAAUGAAAUACUACAAACUAAUGUUUUAUUUUCUCUUGUGUGCAGAAUGUCCACGGCCGCCGGAGAGGGACGUGGGUCAGAGUGCGCGUGACACCCAGUAGCAAGGAUGCCUUGGAGACAGCAGAAUCACAGAACCUGGCCACGGUCGCCUUCAACGCCAUUUCUUCUUCAUCGCCGAAAGCUACAUCACAACCUGACCACGAGGAAGAAGGUCUUGGUGGCGGCAGUUCGGUGAAUGAUUCCCACUCAUCUAUCGUGCACCAUCUUUCGUCGGAAGAGGUGACAGUGGUACCUACAGUCACCACCACUAUCUCGACAGAAGGAACCACAAGUGAAGAUUUAUCGGGUAGCACGACGACAGGUCAAACCUAUCACAACCACAAAACGGAAUACGAUAAUGCAUCUGUUGAGCAACAGAGAGAAUCCCCUCAAAACACCCAGUCUUUCAGGGAUUUCUGGGACAUGGCAGCUUACUUUGACAGUUUCUCGCCAUCAUCCAAGGACUAUGACGAUGGCACUGCUGAGGAGACUAGUGAUUUACCAGCUGACAAUACGACCCACUGGCCAAGUGCGAUGUCAGAGCAAGAAAACAAUCACAGAGAACAAGGCACUAUUGAAACUGACUUAACAGAUGCUGUAAUAGACAUACAUGGCCAGGAUAAACAUCAUGAACCUGACUUCACUACGACAGAAGCUUCCGUAGACACACAAAGCAGUACCACAACUGAUGAAACCUCCGCCAUCAGAAAUUAUAUUGACGGCACAGAUUCGCAAAGUGUUAAUCCAACACAGGAGGUACAGUUGAAGAAAAAUGACACCAAACAAACUGAAAUUUUACCGCUGUCUGGAGAGGGAAUUGUAAAGCCAGAACACAUACCAACUGAUUUGAACAUCCUACAAAAUGGACAAAAACUUCCAUCGAAAUUCACUUAUAAAACACAUGUUCAGCAAAGGUUAAAAAUUAAUAACCUAAGAAAGCCAAGUUCAAAAAUUCAUGGACUUCUAGACAGUGACAUAUCAACUCAAACUAAGCCAGACACAUCAGACACUAAAAGUAUAAACACUACAAAUUCAAAAGAAAAUAAUUCUAAUCUCAUAUCUUCAUCUGAAUCUGAAAAUCACAGGCACGCAAAUGUGCAUUCUAGCACUAGUGCCAAAAAGCCACAAACACCUUCAGUGCUCCGAAAGAACAAAAACAAAAUAUCAACUCUGCAAGGCAGCCCAAUUUACGACACCAUUCAGGAUAUCAUCAGCAAAGCGGAGAAAUAUGACUCCAGCGAAUCAUCUGAGCCCGCAAUUAAUUUUGAAAUUCAUAAGAUGUACCCGAGAACAUCCACCUUAAACACACCCAUCAUGGAGCAACUACGAAUUCUCGGCACCUCGACAUCCACAGAGGUGUCGCAUGAAACUGAGAUCUGCUACAGGGGACGAUGCGUCAAGACGAAAACAAAGGCAAGUGACCAAGUGCCUGUUGAGUGAUCGACUGAAAAUCACAGACUGCGUGCUCGCACAAAAGGUCAUUCUCUCAUUCACUGUGUACAAGAGUGAACAGGAAGCAAUUACAUAAAGCUUCUUUUAACACUGACAUUUUUCAUUACAAUUUAAUUUACUGUUAACUUACAACCAUGCAGAACAACUCUCUCUGCAAGUGCUAUUGAUAAUAAAAAUAUCACCGCAAAAAAUAAUUCAUAACAUGUUUGUCACACAAUAUAAACCACAGUGUCUCUCUCUAAAUGUACACACAGGUAACUAUUCUAAGAAGUGAUACUAGGUGAUAUCACUUUGCAAUUUAUGAAACACGUGCCAAGAACUGCAACAAAAAUUACUUCGGGUAACUAAAUGUAGUAUUAAAAUAUUUCUCUAUGAACAUUUGUACAUGAUCUAUUUUAAAGCAUGCAUGACCAUUUGAAAAAAAAAAGUAGUAGUUGGUGUAGUACUGGAAGUUUGCAUAAGCUACUUUUUAAUAACUUGAGGUUUGAAUAUGAAAUAGAAAAUUAUAAAUCAAUAAAAAUAAAUCAGUAGUAGUUUGCACACAAAUUUUUGGCAAUUAAAUUUAAAAAAUGUUAGUUUCCUUCAUUUAUGAAUUAAUAUCAAAUACAUAAAAUAAAAAUGUUAUGCAAGAAGUCUAUGUAUUUAAAAGAUGUGCUAAUGUGUGUUACAUUGAACUAUAUUACCUAUUACAGACCAUUUGCAAGAGAUGAAAAAUUUCACUGAGGUCAAUUAAAUGCAAAUGUAAUACGGUUACAAAAGAACAGAUGACCCUAAAUAAUUCUGUAAUAUCACCUGAAAUGGUUCAUGCAGUAAAGUUAAACUAUGUGUUGAUAAAUUAAUUAUAGCUGUGUGGUCACACAAACUAUCUCCACUGCUGUCAAACUAAAAAGAAUCCUAUAUUCAAGAAUCCUAUAUUCAUGUGUUAAUAACACCACUUGGCUUAGUGUUGGAUCAAAGAGAUAAACUCUUCACUUGUAGUUUUUAAAUUAUUUUACACAAUGAUGUAACAUAGAAACAUCUUUCUUUAUACAAUACAAAUAAGUGGCAGUAAACAGUAUAUGAACUAUUUACUAAUUGUUUGUUGAAUAAAAAUACUGUUAAAUACCAGAUGAUGUUGAAAUAUUAUUAGACAUAUGUGAAAAAAUAUGAUUUUUUUUUAAACAUUAUAUACAUUUACAAGCUAGACUGAUUGUUCAGCAGCCCUCCUACCACAUCACAAAGAUAAGACUAAUUAAAUAUUAAUAUUUAAAUACAAGAUGUCAAGUGUUAUUUAUAGCUUUCACUGUGUAUAAUGUGUAAAAUAUGAACUAUGUAUUUUGUAUAAAACUUGCUGAGGUUAUUUAUAAUUAUAUUUUUAUGAACAAUUCUAAGCUUUUUUUAAUGUGAAUCUUUUAGAGCAGUUGAUAUCAAUGUAGAACAUAUUUUCAACCUAAAUUAUAAAUUAAUUAAAUGAUAAUGAAGACCACUCAUAGUGUACAUAUGUGGAGAAAAUAAACAUUUUCAUUCAUUUA
This is a messenger RNA of Bacillus rossius redtenbacheri, 9875 nucleotides long. Its product is annotated as mucin-2. The record is from RefSeq and is a predicted model, not a curated record. Bases 77 to 5191 code for a protein of 1704 amino acids. The transcript is spliced from 3 exons. NCBI's taxonomy places the organism in Eukaryota, Metazoa, Arthropoda, Insecta, Phasmatodea, Bacillidae.